This is a messenger RNA of Nicotiana tabacum (common tobacco), 624 nucleotides long. The record is from RefSeq and is a predicted model, not a curated record. NCBI's taxonomy places the organism in Eukaryota, Viridiplantae, Streptophyta, Magnoliopsida, Solanales, Solanaceae.
AUGGACGAGGAAGCGAAGAGGAUAUACAAGGAGGGGUAUAGGUGGGCUAAGAAGGAGGCGAAGUUAACGGUUACUGCGGCUAAGACUGCGACGUAUGGGUGUUUGUAUGAAGAGCUUGAGGCCAAAGGCGGGGACAAGAAGAUAUACGGGCUAGCCAAGAGGGUGAUAGGGACAUUGUGUUGGGCGACUUGCAGAACUCCGAGAUGCGCCGAGAUUUCGGGUAUUGCAAGCAUAAGAGUCGAGGAGGUCAAGGGGGCUAUGCGUAAGAUGCACAUGGGUAGUGCUACCGGGCCAGAUGAAAUACCUGUUAAAUUUUGGAAGAAUAUGGGUAAGGCAGGUUUGGAAUGGCUCACUAGGUUGUUCAACGUCAUUUUUAGGACGAAGAAGAUGCCCGAUGAAUGUAGGUGGAGUACGAUAAUUCCUCUGUAUAAAAACAAGGGCGAUAUCCAAAGUUACAAUAAGUAUAGGGAGAUUAAGCUACUAAGCCAUAUUAUGAAAGUUUGGGAGAUGGUGGUUGAAGUGAGGGUGAAGACCAGUGUGUCCAUUUCUGAGAACCAGUUCGAUUUCAUGCCAGGGAGUUUGACUAUGGAAGCCAUUCACAUUGUGAGGAGAUUGGUGGAGUGA